This is a messenger RNA of Penicillium angulare, 1773 nucleotides long. RefSeq names its product FAD/FMN-containing isoamyl alcohol oxidase MreA-like protein. The record is from RefSeq and is a predicted model, not a curated record. Gene Ontology annotation, molecular function: oxidoreductase activity; FAD binding. The transcript is spliced from 3 exons. NCBI's taxonomy places the organism in Eukaryota, Fungi, Ascomycota, Eurotiomycetes, Eurotiales, Aspergillaceae. The coding region runs from base 1 to 1773 and encodes 590 amino acids.
AUGCGUUUGGCUAUUUUUUCAUCUUUGAUUCUGGCCUCGACAGGUCUAGUAUCCGCUAGUUCUUGUCGCUGCCGUCCCGAGGAAUCUUGCUGGCCAGCUGAAAGGGAAUGGGAGAGCUUGAAUCGAACAACACAAGGUCGCUUGCAUACUCUGAGGCCGGUUGGAGCUGUUUGUCAUGGCUCCGCAUACAACUAUAAGGCAUGCAAUGUCACAAAAGAGUACGAAAGCAGUUCCAUCUGGAGGGCCGAUCACCCAGCUGCCGUGCAAUACUCGAACUGGGAAAUGUGGCCAGAACAGAACCAGUCAUGCUACAUUGACGCUAAGAGAUCAAUUCCAUGCGGGCAGGGACGAGUGUCUUUAUACACUAUUGAAGCCGAGUCCCCCCACGAUAUCCAAGCCGGCGUAACCUUCGCUCGAACACAUAAUCUGCGGCUUGCUAUUCGCAACACAGGCCACAGUUAUCAAGGUCGAUCCACUGCCCCGGAGUCACUGCAGAUCAACACCCAUCUUAUGAAGAACAAGACUUUGCACAAGAACUUUAAACCCGCUGGCUACAAUGGCAAGGGUAAGAUUGAGCCUCUUGCAGUGACGCUCGAUGCUGGGGUGCAGCUGUUUGAUAUGUACACAUUCUGCGGUGAGAACGGUGUUAUGGCUGUCGGCGGAUCGUCCCAUGGUGUCGGUGCCGCUGGAGGAUACAUCCAAGGAGGUGGGCACUCAAUGUUCGCCGGUGUUGCUGGGAUGGCCUCUGAUAACGCCCUGGAAUUCCACGUCGUCGUUGCCGAUGGCCGACAUGUAAUUGCAAAUGAAUACCAGAACUCCGAUCUAUUCUGGGCUCUCCGUGGUGGAGGCGGUGGUACAUGGGGUGUCGUCACUUCGGUAACAGUGCGAGCAUUCCCUGACCCUCCCAUUGUCGGGUUCACCUUCAGCGGCGGCGGUGCUUUUGGCUCGGACUCCUAUUGGGACGCAGUAGAGUAUCUUAACUCGUUCCUUCCUGAGUUCAACGAAGCUGGUGGUGCAAUGUACUACUACUUAGUUCCGGAUUACACUGUAUCUGGCGAGCAAGUAUCAAUGUUCUACGCUGAGGGCGGUUUCGCAAACCACUCAGAUGUGGCGAAAGUGAACAAACUGAUGAAACCAUUCAUCAAGAAGCUUGGUGAAAUCACUGGUUCCCCAUUCAACUAUACCGCGACUUUGACACCGAAGGCGACCUCCCUAUUUACCACGAAUUUCAAAGGCCCCGACGGAGGUGGUAUCCCCGUCAUUCUUGGCUCGCGUCUCAUAACAAGAGAUCUAUUGAAAUCAGCCGAUGGACCAAAGCAGGUCACAGAUGCCGUGCGCAGCUUGAAGACAAUUCCCGGAAACACAUCUAUUGGUUACGAAGGAAUUCAAGGUCUUGUGACAGUUGGACCACAGGUAUGGGCCAACUCUGACCUUGACAGUGCGUUGCAUCCUAUUUGGCGCGAGACACAAUUGCAUCUCAUCAUCGCGCGCGGUUGGGAUGUUGAUACGCCAUUUGAAGAGCAACAGAUAAUUCAAAAUAACUUAACUCAGGUUGAAGUUCCUAUUUUGAAGAAGCUGGACCCUGCACCUAAAGGUGGGGCAUACCUAAACGAGGCUGAUGCGUACGAUGAAGAUUGGAAGAGCACUUUCUGGGGGCCUAACUAUCCGCGUCUUCGUCAGAUCAAGCAGAAAUGGGACCCGGAAGGUCUGUUUAUUGUGCGGACUGGUGUUGGUAGCGAGGACUGGGAUAACGAGGGCUUGUGCCGGAAGUAA